AUGAGGGCACACCAUAAUCGUUCCGUGAGUCAAAAAACAAGCGGGCGUCAUGCUCAAACAAGGCUGAACAACAAUCCUAAUGAACAGAAUGGUGAUAACGAUCAGCUCGGAGAUGAAAGAUUAUUACAUUUAAUCGCUAAGGGCCUCGGUCAGCAAUGUGUUGCUACGGUCUCCUCUGGUGCGAAAUAUCAAGGAUUGUUAGUGAACGGAGAUAUAGCAUCUUCUGGUAAAUCUCAACUUUCUGUGGUCUUAAGAAACCCGACGUCUUUUGGAAAGGGAUUGCUCAAUGAAACGAGUAACGUAGACAAUGAUCUUCCUGAAACAAUGAUCAUUGAAGCUAAGGAUUUAGUUGAACUAGAACUCAACGAUCUAGAUGCCGGCGAAUCAUUCAAAAAGCUUCCUUCGGCUGCUACAAUUACUUCCCAAACGAGUAGUGACUCAAAGUUUAAAACAGAUACCGAUAUAUCUGGAAAAACUCAAAUCAAGCAAAGAGAGCUCAAAAGAUGGGUCCCCGACGAAACUGACAACGAUAUAACCUUUUCUCUCGAGGACGAUAACACAGGAAAUUGGGACCAAUUCAAAGCUAAUGAGGAGAGAUUUGGCGUUGACUCAACUUAUGAUGAGCACUUGUAUACAACUAGAAUUGAUAAAUCAGCUCCCGAUUAUCAGCAGAAAUUGGAGCGUGCCGAAAGAUUAGCUAAGGAAAUAGAGGGCCUGGUCUCGAAUGAUCGCCACGUCUUGGAAGAGCGAGGGUUGCAAAUAGAUGAUAGUGGGCUUGAUGAAGAGGAUAAAUAUUCUGGAGUUGAUAGAAGGGGUGACGAAUUAAUGGCAGCACUAAGAAGCUCUAGCAUUUCGAAAGAUUCUGCUUCCUUACUUAAGGGUCCAGGUAAAUAUGUACCUCCAAGACAGAGAGCAGCGCAUUAUCACAAUGACCCAGCAAUAAUUUCUAGUUCUGCGGCAGACAAUACAUCUAAAAAAGGUGAUCCUAAAAUAAAUGUGAGCAAAUCUGAACAUAACAAAAACCAAUUGGGUACAUCUAAACCGGAUUCUAUACCUCCUAAGCCUCCUGUGGCUGGUCAGCAAAUGGAGUCAUUUAGACUAAAUGCUCAGAGUGAAAUUAACUCUUUACGUGAGUUCAGUGCAAAUUUUAAGAUCCCUCAUAAAAUGCCUACAGAUCUCUUGCCAAUUUUAACGAAGGAUAAAAUUAAGCAAGAUGAAAUCUUAAAGAAACAGGAGAUCGAGAAGGCUUUGAAACAACAGGAGAAUCAGAAAAGUCAAGCUGCUAGAAAAAAGUUGGAUCCAAGCAAGCCUGCUUUCAAGUUGAACCCGAAAGCAGCAGCUUUUACCCCUUCGAGCAAACAAACUCAAAUUUUGCCCAAUCCUCCUAAGUAUAUAAGGUCACCGAAUAACCAAGCAUCCAGGUUGAAUAAUCUUAGGCCAUAUUCUAGUGGCUUUUCAAUUGGAAAUAAUACCGGUGGAAACUCCAAAAGACACCACCAAAUUUCCGCAUCUGAGUUCUUCGGAGGAACUGACAAAGUUCCCACUGAGGAGGGACAGAAAGAGAAGACUAACGAUUUUAAAUUUGCAUUUAAUUUAUUCGUGACAGCCAGAAAGAUCCUGGAUGAGAAGAAUGUACCUCUUGUAUUUGAGAAGACAUUUCAAACCCCACCUACUUGGGACUAUACUAUCGAUGAAACGUAUGACCAGUUAUUCCCGUUUACUCUGAACAAAGGAGUUGGAAUUAGUAUGUCUACAUCUCCCUUCAUACAGAGCCCUUUGACAGGAACUCCCAACAUUCAAAGUGGCUAUCCUACACCUAAUGGAAGUAAGUAUCCUUUAUCACCUCAACAGCAGCAAGCUGCUGCGGCUAUGGCUGCCCACUUUCAACAACAACAACAGCAACAGUUUCAUGCAGCGAUGAUGUAUCAACAACAAUUCGGAGGAAGUGGACCCAUGGGUCAGCCACCUAUCCCCAUGUAUGCUGCCGGAGAUUCUGCCUUUUUGCCACCGACUAGUUUCAUACCUCCUCCAGGAAGUUUUGGAAGCUCGGCAGGAAGCCCUGUGAAUGGAAAUUUAGUAAUGGGAGGAACAUCACCUCAUUAUGCUGGACAGAAUUCUCAUUCUAGUUAUAAUAAUCAUCUUUACCAUGGAAACAGAAGAUAUAACGGUCAUCAUAACCAAAACCAACCCAACCCGACAAAUAACAAUAAAAGAGGUGGCAACUCUUGA
Molecule: messenger RNA, 2229 nt
Organism: Priceomyces carsonii
Lineage: Eukaryota; Fungi; Ascomycota; Pichiomycetes; Serinales; Debaryomycetaceae
Exons: 1
Coding region: 1-2229 (742 amino acids)
Biological process (GO): cytoplasmic stress granule assembly
Cellular component (GO): cytoplasmic stress granule
Molecular function (GO): mRNA binding
Source: RefSeq, a predicted model, not a curated record